AAACGCAAAAAAACAAACACACAGCUAACCAAGAAAAUUUUAUAGAAUUACAAAAUUGUUUGUAACCAAUAUAAAACGAAAUAUACAUAACGAAGUGCGAAAAACAAUGAACUAAUGUAAAGAAAUAGUGCGAGUACUCCAUUUAGCGUGUUCCCCGCGUGGAACUACAUUUUUUUUCGUUUCCCUCAUUUUGUGUAAUGGUAAUGUGCGCUUGUGCUUGUGUGUGAGAGCGAAUCGAAAAAAAAUUACCGUAAAACUUGGCAGUAGCUACAUUUUUUCAAAAUAUUUCCAUACGUAAAUACUUGUUCUCAGUUGUUGGUGCGAAUGUGCGUGUGAAACUCGCGUGUUUCGUCCAUACCUACAUGGAAUAUUCGAAAAAUAUUCCGGGUGAGCACACGAGUCUGACGACAGAGAAAACCGCAGCAGAGACAAAAGGCACGGCUAAUCCCGAGUUGGGCGGAGGAGCAGCACGUCCACACAUUACGCCCCACAUUGGGGCUUGGCAGUAGCUGUAUCCGCCGCAGCAGCGGAAAAAGGCAGCGGCAGGAGCAAGAGCAGCGGACGCAGAGUCGGUACGGGAAGCGUGAAGUAGCACAGAAUGGAGCGACGCGGACGCAUACCGGUGGCCAAGUUCCGCACCCAGGAGGCCAAGACACGCAGCAGAAGUCGCGUCCGGGAGCCUGACUACAACGAGCAAGACCCCGAGCAUGAUAUGUUCACCCUGCUGGAGGAUAACAUAGCCCUGAAGGAGGAGAACAAGGCCCUCAAGCUGGAGAUUGAGACCCAUAAAACCACACAGGAGGAACAGCAGGCCCAGCACGAGAAGCUCUGCAUCCAGCUGGAGGCACUGCAGCAGCAGCAGGCCAACUUCGAGACGCAAAUCAAGGAGCUAGGCGGCAAGUUCAGCAAGGCCCUCAACGAGCGCAAUGCCCUGGACAAGCUGCACAAAAUGAAGGUCGAUCAAAUACAAAGUCUCACCAGCGAACUGGAGCACAUGCGGGAGAAGCAGCUGGAGCAGCAGCCCGGUCUGGGGAGUAGUGCAGCCCAGCAGGUCCUGGGCUCUGCGGAGCUCAAGCGAAAGUUGUUCAAGAUCCUGCAGCAGGGCAGCACCGACAGCGGUGACAGCAUCGGAAAUCAUGAUUUGGACAGCCUGGUGGAUGUGAAUGCGGAUGGUGUGUCAAUCACCAGUGGCCUUGUGGAGCGCCUGGCGGACGAGUUCCUGUCGCUCAAGAACGCCACGAAUGCCGUGGAGCUGCAGCUGUACGAGGCCAACGAGAAGAUGGCCGAACUGUUGGAGCAUCAACACUCGCUGGAGGAGGAGAACGAGACGCUGCGCUCGGAGAACAGCAACCUGACGAAGGUGGCCAAGCUGCUGACGGAGAACAUGAAGGAGAGUGUGGAGACCAGUCAGAAAAUGGAGAGUGCUCUGAUCAAGCUGAAGCAGCGCAACGAUGAGCUCACUGCCAAGACACGCGAUCUGACCGAUGGACAGCCCGGAGCGAGGACCAGUGCCAGUCCCAGUGCCUCGCCCACCACUCUGAAGGAGGAGCAGGUGGAGUUUGAGCAGAUCAAGGAUCAGGUGCAGCAGCAGGCGCGCGAACACAACGAGCGCAUUGUGGAAAUGCAAUGUCUAAUGGAUGCGGCUAUAGCAAAAACUACUAACGAUGAACUAAAAAAAUUACAACUUAAGUUGGAGAUACUCGAGGAGCAGCUGCGCGAGGCCCUCACGCGUGCCGAUCUCGCCGAAGAGCAGCUGGCCCACUAUCACCAAUCGGAGGAGAAGACCACAGCAGCUCCAUUGCCGCCACCUGCUCCGCCAAUGCCACCACCGCCGCCACCGCCUUUGCCGGGCAAACUGUUGUUCACGGCACAGACGAGGGCCGGACUGGGGGCAUCUGGGGGUAGAGAUGGUGGCGACACGGGCAGCUUCAGCGAUCACAUUGUUGGCCACAAUCUGCGCAGGGGCAGCGAUAAGAUAAUAGAUAACGUCAAGCAUCAGGUACAGGCCGAGGCAGCAACAGGUCUUGACGCUUUAGUGCGGGAGUUCAAGUCGGGCGGCGUUACACUUCGGCGCCGCAACCGCCGCAGGACUGGCACCAGCGAGGCCCUCAAGGAGAUGUUCCAAGUACUGGAGAUAAGUCAGAAGCAGAACCGCAACUCCAAGAUAUGCGUGGAUCUGAAUCUGAACAUCUGAUCAAGCUCUCAAGGCGUUCCAUGCUCUCUAACUCCAACUCUCGCUCUGUCUUUAUUGAACUUUGGUCUCAAAUCUCUCCUCUCAGGACUCUGCUGUGUGUCUCUGAACAACAACGAACAUUCCAUGCAUUUCAAUGUCCUAACCCUCCCUAACCUCGUCUAAAACUGUAUUAUUUUAUUAUCGUGUGCCUUUUCAGAAGAAACCAAAAGCCAUUUUACCCUCUAAUAAUCUUAAGACUUUUCCUCUUCAGGAUCUAUUUAAUCUGGUAUCUAUAUACCAUACAUACACAAUUAUUUAUAUUGCUAUUGGCAUUUUACAACAACUUUAUCCGCCCCUCGAUAAUGUGUUCAUUUUAACAGGUUCCGUGCUUUUUACUAAUCUUAACAACCCCAACGAUUUAUAUGUUCUGAAUAAAGGUUUAUUUUUUUAACAAAUUA
Drosophila pseudoobscura is the source of this 2631-nucleotide messenger RNA. Its product is annotated as shootin-1. The transcript has 9 exons. NCBI's taxonomy places the organism in Eukaryota, Metazoa, Arthropoda, Insecta, Diptera, Drosophilidae. The record is from RefSeq and is a predicted model, not a curated record. Gene Ontology annotation, biological process: neuron projection morphogenesis; positive regulation of neuron migration. Gene Ontology annotation, cellular component: cell leading edge; axonal growth cone; cytoplasm. The coding region runs from base 599 to 2194 and encodes 531 amino acids.